Molecule: messenger RNA, 4867 nt
Organism: Coffea arabica (coffee)
Lineage: Eukaryota; Viridiplantae; Streptophyta; Magnoliopsida; Gentianales; Rubiaceae
Product: callose synthase 7
Biological process (GO): (1->3)-beta-D-glucan biosynthetic process
Cellular component (GO): 1,3-beta-D-glucan synthase complex; plasma membrane
Molecular function (GO): 1,3-beta-D-glucan synthase activity
Source: RefSeq, a predicted model, not a curated record
AAUAAAGCUCCAAUUGCUUUUCCUGUCUUUAUAAUAUCCCUUCUUUUCUCUUUCUCAGUGGGCAAUGUCCUUUGCAUAACUGUACAAGAUUAAUAAUGAAGAUUGCAAUUGCAGACACAUUUCUGACUAAAAGCAAAGCACACAGAUGCACAAAAAGCACUUCCUCCCACUCCAGAAAAAGCACGUAUGACCAAUCAACCAAAGAAAAAAAAACCAAAGAAAAAAGGGGAAAAAUCCCAUCAAAAUUCGUUUCUUGCUUCUUCAGAAACCGAAAGAAAAAGAAAAGCCACUAUUUGCCAUUGCCCCGCCUUUUCGCCAAAGUAUCUAGUGCUCAUAUAUAUAUAUACUUUCAUGUUCAUGUAGAGAUGGGAAUUUGCACUUUCUUGAGCAUCACUCUAGUUAUUGUUGCUCUGAAUCUUCAUCAUCUCGAUUAUCAUCAUAAUCAUUUAGUGGUGAUAGUGGUUGUGGUGGUGGAGUUAUGGCGAGUUCGAGUGGGACGAGGAAUGAUGAAGGGGAAGGCGGGGGGCCUCGGCGGAGUUACACUAGGCUUCCCACAUAUUUGGACCAAAAUGACGGCGACAGAAACGUAGCCGACAGCGAGUUGGUGCCAUCGUCCUUGGCCGUCAUUGCUCCUACUCUCAGGGUCGCUAAUGAGAUUGAAAAUGACAAUCCCGGGAUUGCUUUUCAUUGCCGCUUCCGUGCAUUCGAAAGAGCUCACAGGAUGGAUCCAAGUUCAACUGGCCGUGGUGUUCGUCAGUUUAAGACCUACCUGUUGCGCAAACUUGAAAGGGAUGAAGAACAGGGUAGAGGACCAGAAACUGAUCCCAGAAAAGUCCUAAGAUAUUACAAGAACUACUAUGAGCAAAACAUUAGAGAGGGCCAGUAUACAAAAAGACCAGAGGAGAUGGCUAAGAUGUGCCAGGUUGCAACUGUAUUGUAUGAUGUGAUCAAGGCAAUGCUACCUUCUCACAGGAUUGACCCUGAGAUACACCGAUACGCUGAAGAUGUUGAGCAGAAGAGAGAACAAUAUGAGCACUAUAACAUUCUUCCAUUAUAUGCAGUUGGAAUUAAACCAGCGGUUAUGGAACUUCCCGAGAUUAAUGCAGCACAUCGAGCUUUACAGAAUGUGGUUAAUCUUCCUCCAAUCCGGAUGCCAGAGAACAAGUAUAAAUCAGUUAACGAUAUUCUUGAAUGGCUUUACCUCGUCUUUGGCUUUCAGAAGGGAAAUGUAGCAAAUCAACGAGAACACUUGAUAUUAUUGCUUGCAAAUAUGGACAUACGAGAUAGGGUGGAUGACCAUUAUGAGCUGUUGGGUGAUGACUCAGUCCAGAGACUACUGGAUAAAAUCUUCAAAAAUUAUCAGUCGUGGUGCAAAUAUUUACACUGGCCCUCUAAUCUCAUAUUUCCUGAUGGUUCAAACAAGCAACAGUUGCAGCUGCUAUACAUUGGACUUUAUCUUCUUAUCUGGGGUGAAGCUUCGAAUAUUCGUUUCAUGCCAGAGUGCCUCUGUUAUAUUUUCCACAAUAUGGCAAAGGAGGUACAAGGAAUUUUAUUUGAUGAUACUCACGCUGUCACUGGAGGUGCAUAUCAAGUAGCAUCACGUAGUGAGGAGCAUUUCCUGCAGGAGGUUAUAACUCCUUUAUACGAUGUCCUGCGGAAGGAAGUCAGGAGAAACAGAAAUGGAAAAGCAAGUCAUUCAGUGUGGAGAAACUAUGAUGACCUAAAUGAGUACUUUUGGUCAGGAAAAUGCCAUAAGUUAGACUGGCCAUUGGAUAAAAAAUCACAUUUUUUUGUGCAUUCGGAUGAUAAACAGCCAGAAAAUGUGAGUGGUGGUCACCAUGUUGGAGCAAGAAAAAGAAAGCCCAAGACGAAUUUUGUUGAAGUCCGAACAUUUUGGCACCUUUACAGAAGUUUUGAUCGACUGUGGAUCUUUUUUAUUUUGGCUCUCCAGGCAAUGAUUAUUGUUGCAUGGCAUGGGGACGGGUCCUUAGCUGGAAUUUUUGAUGCAGAUGUGAUAAGGAGCGUUUUGAGCAUUUUCAUUACCGCUGCUGUUCUAAAUUUUCUGCGAGCAACUCUGGAUAUAGUUCUUAGCUUGCGUGCAUGGAGGAGCUUGAAAUGUAACCAGAUAUUUCGCUACCUCCUGAAAUUUGCAGUUGCAGCUUUCUGGGUUGUAGUCAUGCCAGUUGCAUACUCUAGAUCUGUUGAGAAUCCAACUGGACUUGUCAGGUUUUUUAGUAAUCUUGGAGGAUCUUGGCUCUACCAGUCACUCUAUAACUAUUGUGUUGCAAUCUACUUAAUACCAAACAUAUUGGCUGCUGUCCUAUUUCUGGUUCCUUAUUUGCGGAGAACCCUGGAGCGUUCGAAUAAUUAUGUCAUUAUCCUUCUAAUGUGGUGGGCUCAACCAAAGCUAUAUGUUGGAAGAGGCAUGCAUGAAGACAUGUUCUCGCUUCUGAAGUACACAUUUUUCUGGAUAAUGUUGGUGAUAAGCAAGUUAGCAUUCAGCUACUAUGUUGAGAUUUUGCCACUGGUUGAACCAACUAAGGUCAUAAUGGAUUUGAGAGUUGGUAAUUAUGAAUGGCAUGAGUUCUUCCCGCAUGGUAAUUAUAAUAUCGGUGUUGUGAUUGCUAUCUGGGCUCCAAUCAUCCUGGUUUAUCUCAUGGAUACACAAAUUUGGUAUGCUAUAUUCUAUACAAUUAUUGGCGGUAUAUAUGGAGUGUUCAGCCACCUUGGCGAGAUAAGGACAUUGGGAAUGUUAAGGUCAAGAUUUGAAGCUAUUCCUUCUGCUUUCAUUGACUGUCUUGUGCCAUCUUCAGAAGAGGAAAUCAAACAACGUAAGCAGGAAACUUCAUUGGAUAGAAAGAGUGUUUCAAAAUUUUCUCAGGUGUGGAAUGAGUUCAUACUAUCGAUGCGAAUGGAGGAUUUGAUCACCAACAGGGAGAGAGAUUUGCUGCUUGUACCAUAUGUGGCAAGUGACAUCUCUGUGAUCCAGUGGCCGCCUUUCUUGCUUGCUAGUAAGAUUCCGAUAGCGCUAGACAUGGCAAAAGAUUAUAAAGGAAAGGAUGAUAUUGACCUGUUCAACAAGAUUGCCAGUGAUGACUUUAUGCGUUCAGCUGUCACUGAAUGCUAUCAGACACUCGGAUAUAUAUUAGAGAGCCUUUUCAGAGAGAGCGAGGAUAAACAGAUCAUUAAUUGGAUACGUCAUGAGGUACAUGAGAGCAUGAAGGGAGGGAGAUUUUUGAGCGAGUUCCAAAUGAGUGGGCUGCCUUUUCUCAAUGAUAAGCUAGAGAGAUUAUUAUUUCUUUUGACAACAGAUCAUGAGGACAGGGAGCUAUAUAAAUCCCAGGUUGUCAAUGUUGUUCAGGAUAUUGUGGAGAUUAUCACUCAUGACAUUAUGUAUAAGGGACAUGAGAUCGUAAGUAGAGAUCCACCAGGGAACCAGAAUGAGAGAAAAGAGCAGAGGUUUGAAAACAUGAACUUUGAGCUCACUCAGCACAGAGAUUGGAGAGAAAAGGCUGUCAGGCUUCAUUUACUUCUGACUGUGAAGGAGUCUGCAAUAAAUGUGCCUACGAAUUUGGAAGCUCGUCGUCGAAUCACUUUCUUUGCAAACUCCCUUUUUAUGAACAUGCCAAGUGCUCCAAAAGUUCGCAACAUGCUCUCUUUUAGCAUCUUGACUCCAUAUUAUAGGGAAGAUGUUUUCUAUUCAGAAGAGGAGCUUAACCAGGAAAAUGAAGAUGGAAUCUCAAUUUUAUUUUACCUUCAGAAAAUAUAUCCUGAUGAAUGGAGAAAUUUUGAAGAAAGAUUGAAUGAUUCAAAGUUUGGAUACACUGAGAGAGACAGACCAGAAUUGAUACGCCAGUGGGUAUCUUAUCGCGGGCAGACGCUAUCCAGAACAGUCAGAGGGAUGAUGUACCACAGGGAAGCUCUAGAGCUCCAAUGUUUUCUGGAUGAUGCUAAUGAGAAUGAAAUAUUUGCCAGUUAUCGUGCAGUUGUGCGCCAUGAAUCUCAAAGGAAGCUUAAGAGGCGUUCACAAGCUUUGGCAGAUUUGAAGUUUACCUAUGUUGUGUCUUGUCAAAUCUAUGGUGCUCAGAAGAAAUCCAGUGAAAGUCGAGAUCGUAGUUGUUAUGUUAACAUUCUCAAUCUCAUGUUGACGUAUCCAUCUCUUCGUGUUGCUUAUAUAGAUGAAGUAGAGGACACAAUUGCUGGGAAAUCUGUCAAGCAUUAUUAUUCUGUUCUUGUUAAGGGAGGGAAUAAGUUGGAUGAGGAAAUCUACCGUAUUAAACUUCCUGGGCCUCCAACAGAAAUUGGUGAAGGGAAACCUGAAAAUCAAAAUCAUGCCAUUAUAUUUACCCGUGGAGAAGCCUUGCAGACUAUAGACAUGAAUCAGGACAACUAUUUUGAGGAAGCAUUCAAAAUGAGAAAUGUAUUGGAGGAACUUCUAAAGAUUCAUCAUGGACAACGAACACCAACAAUAUUGGGACUGAGGGAGCAUAUAUUUACUGGAAGUGUUUCUUCACUUGCUUGGUUCAUGUCCAAUCAGGAAACAAGUUUUGUGACUAUUGGACAGCGAAUUUUGGCUAACCCUCUCAGGGUACGGUUCCACUACGGACAUCCUGAUAUUUUCGAUAGAAUCUUUCAUAUAACCAGGGGUGGCAUAAGCAAGGCAUCAAAAAUUAUUAACUUGAGCGAAGAUAUAUUUGCAGGUUACAAUUCAACUCUGAGAGGGGGAUAUGUAACGCAUCAUGAAUACAUUCAGGUGGGGAAAGGGCGUGAUGUGGGGAUGAAUCAGAUAUCUCAAUUUGAGGCAAAAGUUGCAAAUGGAAAUGGAGAACUUUGUAAGAAUAUAAAGAUUUUGAGUAAAUCUUUUUAG